Messenger RNA from Drosophila willistoni, 4959 nucleotides. It is a transcript of the gene Gyf, whose product is annotated as GIGYF family protein Gyf. The record is from RefSeq and is a predicted model, not a curated record. Gene Ontology annotation, molecular function: protein binding. The transcript is spliced from 9 exons. NCBI's taxonomy places the organism in Eukaryota, Metazoa, Arthropoda, Insecta, Diptera, Drosophilidae. Bases 91 to 4791 code for a protein of 1566 amino acids.
CUGGGAUUAUCGAUAGAAGUACUUUAUCUGUCGCAUGUCACUUUACUUUGUUGUAAACGGAAGGUUAAAAUAAAAAAAGAGUUGCUAAAAAUGACAGACUCGAUGAAAUUUGGUCCAGAAUGGUUGCGUAACAUGUCCGCGGAGCCUUUACCAGCCACCAACAGCAGCAACAAUGGAGCUGGUGGAGGAGGGAGUGGCUUGGGAUCCGGAGCCGCAACAAAUAGCGCUUUCGCCACACACAGCAAUACGAGCACGACAAUUGGAUCCAAUUCACGAAAUCUGUUUCCGGAGUAUCGGUAUGGGAGGGAAGAGAUGUUAUCUUUAUUCGAUCGGAACUGUUUGUUGCCACAAAUUUUACCCUCCUUCAAAAAACUUUUCGUGGAAAAGGUUCAGUAUCCACUUGCAUUGACUCCCAGUUCCGAGGACGAACUCAAUAGUCAGAUUUCAAUUGGAAGUAACUCUCGUCCUGCUUGGUUGCAGCGGUCGACGGGGGGAUUUGGAACAACAUCACGUGGCACUGGACGCGGAGGAGCAGUUGAUCGUGGGCGGAUGCGCGGAAAAUCGAUUUACCAUCCAAUUUUCCAGAGAUCAACAGGAAUCUAUGAUGAAGGGGGCCUGUCGUCCAUAUCUAUGAAACCUGAACGCAACUGGAGUGAACGCAAUGGAACCGGCGAUUCAGUUGCAAUAGGCCCCUCUACUGGCGGUCCAAUUGGUGCAGGAGGGGGUAUCGGUGUGGAUUGGAACGGUACUCCAAACUCCAGUCCUCGUAAGGAAUUCUCCAGUCAUCAUCGCAACAUGGAGAAUUGGCGACGAAGCCGCAACGAAGAUGGUUCUGGCGAUGGACCUGGUGCGACUGGUAGCGGGAGCGUUGGAGGCAGCGGUAUUUCAGGCGCUGAAGUGGCUGGUUGGCGCAGUAGCGGCGGUGGUGGAACGUCGACCAAUAAUGCAAGUUUUGCGAGCAACACGCAUCGCUGGGGACGGUCUACAAGUUGGCGCGACGAAGAGCUUAAUAUAGACAGCUCGGCGGGUAAUAUUCAGCGUUCUAUUUCAACGAUCGGAACGAUCAGCAACGAUCGAGACCGUGUGGCAGGUGGAGGUGGCGCGAAAUCGACUGGAACGGGUGUCGGCGGAACAGGUGCUUCAAAUGACAAUUCUCGGCAACUAAUGAGCUCGAAGGGAAAUCAGUCGUGGGCGGGGUGUGGCAGCGGUGGCCCUGAUGCCGAGGACAAUUUACCAGAAUGGGCCAUGGAGAACCCGUCGGAAUUGGGGGGUACAUUUGAUGCCAGCGGUGCGUUUCAUGGUGACGGCGACAAACAUGAGCGGGGAGGCGGUGUUGCUAUUGGAAAAACUGUCCAAAUCAGACCACAGGCGGAUCCAAAAGAAAAGUUAAUGAAAAGUUCGAUAGAGGGGAGCAAUGAUGAGCAAUAUACUGUAUCUGACGGAGAAGAUGAGGCUAACAGUCAAGAUCCAAAAACAACUGCAGAAAGCAUCGGAAGCGGCGGCGGCAAUGGUACAGAGCCCAUUUCAGCUAUCUCCAAUCUUCGCAUUGAUGACAGCGCAACGGACUCUCCAACGGAAUCUAUUGUCCAUGGUGAUAUAUCUGAGCGCUUUAAAGAAGUAGCAGAUGAAGUUGAAAAGCUAAUUAUGGAUGAUGAUAUUAGCGUGUCUCAAAAUCAGAUGCGUGGACUGAACGAGAUUGAAAUGAAUAUGAGGCAGCAUCCUCCUAUUGGAAUGCAAUGUACUGCUCCCGGUACAGCCACAGCUCAACAUCAUCAACAGCCGAUACCAUUUUCCGAUCAACUAACGAUACAGCAGCAUCAUCAACAUCAUCUUCAACAACAACAUUUGGCCAUGCUUACCCCCACGUCCCAUAUGAUGAAUGCCAAUGCAAAUGAUUUGUGGUUCUAUCGGGAUCCGCAAGCGAAUGUUCAAGGUCCAUUCAGUGCCAUUGAGAUGACAGAGUGGUAUCGGGCUGGUUACUUUAACGAAAACCUAUUUGUUCGACGUUUUUCAGACAAUCGUUUCAGACCACUUGGCGAACUGAUCAAGCUAUGCCACGGCAACAUGCCAUUCACCAAUAGCCAUCUACUCCCAUCGCGGCUGGAUGUGGAUAACUUGCAGUUGCCGGGUAUUGCAGCACCAGUUCCCGUUACCAUUCCUGUUCGCCCGUCAUCGGAAGAGCAGCAUCUGCAGCUUAAAGCAAACGUGACAGCUGCAGCUGAUUCAUUGAGCGCUGCUAUUAAGGGCAUCCACAUAGGAGGUGGUUCAGCUGGGCACGCUAUAGACAAUACCACAUCCCACAUGCUUACCAUGCGGUUCCAGAUGCUUCAAGAUCAAUACAUUCAACACCAAGAAUAUCAAAUACUUGCUGACCUGUCAAAGAAUGAAUGUUUCCAGCGUCUGUCAGCCAUUGAGCGAGAGGCUGUGGUUAGGCGUAAGGUUCAGAUGCUUGUGCUGCCCGAAUAUCUAAGCAGUUUUAGUGGUCUGAGCAAUUCGUUGGCUGUCCUUAAUCCAAUAGCUGGAAGUCAAUUGUACGACGCCAUCGCAGAGCAGGCUAAAAAAGAUCAGCAGUUGCCGCCUGUGAGUAAUUUGCUGGAGGCUAAUGACUUCAUUGUCAACGCUCAAUUAAUGCAUCAGCAAGCACAAGCCCAAGUGCAGGGCCAAAACCAGGUACCACAACCACCGGCCAGUGACCCAGAUAAACUUCACGAUUUGCCCGGAGGAAGUGAACUGGAUCUUUUAAAUGAAUUUAACUUGAGAAUGCUAUUGCGCGGUCAAUCCAGUGUCGGUCAACAGCAGCAGCAGCCACCACCGGCGCCUGUCCCAGCCAAUCCAUCGUCGGACUUUAUGACCGAAUCCCAGCUAAUGGCAAAUCAAAAUCUUGUAAUGCCGAUGUGGUUGCCUUCCGACCACACUCCGACACAACCGCAGCCAAACCAGCAAUGGCCUGGAAUGCCAAACGCGAAGGUGACUUUAUGGGACGUUGCUGCUUUGGAGGAAGAGCAGACUCAGCAGCAGCAAUUAAUUCAGCAGCAAAACGUGCAGCAACAAUGUAAUUCUGUACCGGGGCCAAUUUCAUCGAUAGAAACACCCAACCAAAUUCAGGUCAAUAAUAACCAAGCCCACCAGGACGAACUCAAAGCGGAAGACUCCAGGCAAGUCUGCGAAGAUUUAGAGCAACGCAAGGAUCAGCAAUCAGCACCAGAGUCUGAGCUUAGUGCCAAUCAGUGCAGUAAGCAGCUUCUACUACCAAGUCAGGCUUCCAAACAGCAGCAACCUCAACAACCCAUAUUAAAAGUCACUGAGGAAGAUCGCCGGCGCGAACAAGUCGAGGAGAAGCGCCGUCUUAAGGAAGAACGUAAGCGACUGCAAAUCGAGGAAGAGAAACGACGUGCCCUUCAAGUAGAAGAAGAGCGAAGCCGCGAAAUUCAAGAAGAACGUGAGCGUCAGCAGCAAAUUCAAGCUCAACGGCGAAAGGCAUUGUUAGGCAACAGUGCUCCAGUCGCAUCUCCAAUAUCAGGUGUUGGAACUGGAACUAGCACGAAGCAACAAGUCUCUAGUAAGCCAGGUAUUGGUUCUGACAGAGAACGAGCACCAGCUUCUUCGAUUGCCCCAUGGUCGCUGCAGGCACCCAAUGCUAAUAACGCUGCUCCAGGUCUAGCAGAAAUACAAAAGGCGGAACGUCGUGAGCGACGUGCAGAUCAGCAGCGACAACAGGAGCAAUUGGACAAGCAGAUGCGCGCAACGGCUGCUGCUGUGGCUGAAGCAAAUGACGCUCUUUUGAAAUGGCAGUCAGCACCAGUACAGGCCCCAGUUAUGAGUCUAGCUGAAAUUCAAGCCGAAGAAGCAAAGCGGUUGGCCACCGAACUUUUGGAACAGCAGCGUCGCCGAGAGCUCGAACAACAGCAAUCUACUCUGUCAGCCAACGCCGGAGUAGCUGGCGGAUUGUCUAACAUAUGGGGCCAUUCGAGCAAGGCUUGGAGCGGCACUGCAAGCGGCAGUUCGCUGACUGCGUCUACAUCUAUGAGUUUUUGGGAUGAAUCCAAGCAUAGUGCACCGGUGGUUGCUAGUGGCACGGGUCCCGCAACAGUUGCAGCUGUUUUAGCAGCUGGUCUUCAACCGGUAAACAAAUCGCAGUCGAAAUCAGUAACCGCCGUUUUGCCGGCAUCUCGCAAUUUGCGGAAGAGCCAGACUUUGCCGUCAAUGCAGAAUGUAAAUCUUGUAGGAAAAGCCGGAAAAACUGCCAUGGGGCACGCCCAGGAAAAGACCAAGGUCGCUCAGAGCAAACCAGGGGCCAAGAUAGCCACCAUUGGAACGGAGGAAAGCAAAGAGAAGAAACCAAGUACGAAGGGCAACCAACAAGGCAACGAUCUUGAAAGUGAGUUUACCGGUUGGUGUACAAAGAGCCUGGAAAACAUGUCGGCAAAGGUGGACGUUCCAACGUUUGUGGCCUUCUUGCAGGACCUGGAGGCGCCUUACGAAGUGAAGGAUUAUGUGCGCAUAUAUCUUGGAGAAGGCAAAGAGUCAGCUGAUUUUGCAAAGCAGUUUUUGGAGCGGCGCAGCAAAUACAAGAAUUUGCAGCGUGCACAAUAUGCACAUAACGAUGAUAUGUGCAAACCAGCGCCAGCAAUAACGCCGUCAAGCAACGAUAACACCGACAACAAGAACAAGCAGAAGAAAAUUAAAAAAAAUAAGAUGACCAAGAUGGAUGCACGCAUCCUCGGAUUUUCGGUAACAGCCGCAGAAGGCCGUAUUAAUGUUGGUGUUCGUGACUUUGUCGAUGCUCCGUAACAUUUCUGGAAAGGACCACCUUACCGAAUGAAUUGCCCUGCUAACUACAAAUCUGGGCUGAACGGCAGAUCAUAAUUAAAGUUAAAAAUAUAAAUAAGUCGUCGGAUGAAAGAAUUCAAAUGAAUGUGGAAUGAAAUCUGUUAUAAAUAAACAAUUGAAUGAAAUCUA